Eleginops maclovinus (Patagonian blennie) is the source of this 10743-nucleotide messenger RNA. It is a transcript of the gene prrc2c, whose product is annotated as proline-rich coiled-coil 2C. Lineage: Eukaryota; Metazoa; Chordata; Actinopteri; Perciformes; Eleginopidae. The record is from RefSeq and is a predicted model, not a curated record. Bases 409 to 9120 code for a protein of 2903 amino acids. Gene Ontology annotation, biological process: cell differentiation. The transcript has 34 exons.
AGGCCGCGGCGCGAGCAGCGGGGCCUCACACAACUAGAAAAACCGUGUGACACGAGAUAACGGGAAGGCAUAGCGAGGAAACACCGGACGACCGCGCCCCGGUUCCCACAGCAACGACUGAACAAACUAGAACAGGCUGACGGUUGAAGAAAAAGACACACACAGUCGUGCAUGUGGACAGCGGUUUGUAGACACUAGCUAACCAUCGUUAGCAGAGCAGGGUUAGCAGGCUAGCCCGCUUUUGUAAUCCGCCGGCCAGACACAUAUUCGUCCACCACAAACCACGCCGAAAUUGGAUCAGACUUCAAGCCGCACAACAGCCGUACAGACAAAGGAAGCACCGGCGGUGGCAGGAGGCUGGUUCUGGGGGCGAGGCCAAAGGACCAGACUCAAUGAGUUUACAUCGAAAUGUCAGAGAAGUCAGGGCAAAGCACCAAGGCAAAGGAUGGCAAAACAAAAUAUGCAACCCUUAGCCUCUUUAACACCUACAAGGGCAAAUCUUUGGAAACCCAGAAAACUGCAGUUGCUGCUAGACAUGGGCUCCAAAGUCUGGGCAAAGUUGCUGCUAGCCGACGCAUGCCCCCUCCGGCCAACCUGCCCAGUCUGAAGGCAGAGAACAAGGGAAACGACCCCAACGUCAACAUUGUCCCUAAAGACGGAAGUGGCUGGGCAUCUCGACCAGAAGGAGGGGAGGAGAGGCAACAGGAGACGCCCCCACCCCAGAUCAAACCACCGGUUGUCCCGCCUCCAGAGCCUUCUAUUGUGGGCAGCCGCUCCUGGGCCAGCAGCAAGCAGACACCAAUAGAAGGAGCUCCUCGUGUGAGUAGCCAUUUUCAUCAGGAGUUUCCUAGUUUGCAGGCAGCUGGCGAGGGGGAGAAGGAGGAUGGUCCAGAAGAGGAGCCUUAUGGACCGGGACCUAGCCUCAGACCUCAAAAUGUUGGCAGUUGGCGUGAGGGCGGAGGCAGGAAUUUGAUCACUGCACCCAGCCCCUCUGAGAUGGACAACAGGCCUCUGGAGGAGGGUGUAACAUGCCCUGAUACCUCUACGCCUCCAGGGGAAGCUGAAGAGACUGGGCGAACAGUAACUACUGAUGCUCAGAGGGAGAAAAGGGAUGGCAGGGAGAAGGUGCCCCCCUCUGCCCCCGCCCCUCAGCCUAAACUCAAUGGGGGGCAACAGCCUCCUGCUGGGGUACCAACACACUUUGACCCUGCUUUUAGGAGCAUGAUGCCACCUUAUAUGUUCCAUGCAUAUCCUCAAAUGACUUUUGCCCCAGGUCAAGGAAACGUCAGAUACCCUGUACCACAAGAUGGAGCAAAGGGUCCCCGUUCACGACCCCAGCAGGCUCCCCCUAAGGCCUGGCUCCAGGACCCAGACAGACCCUCCAUCAUCAGCGCAACUGAACUUAAAGAGCUGGACAACUUGGACACGGAUACUGACGAGGGCUGGGCAGGAGCCCAGAUGGAGGUGGACUACACCGAGAAACUAAACUUCAGCGAUGAUGAGGAGAACCAAGCUAAUAAAGAAAAAAGAGAAGACUGGGAAUGGAUGGGUAAAGUGGAACGUAUGAGAUCUCGGCCACCAGAUGGUCAAGAGAGCUGGAAGGAGGGUACCGAAGAGCGCAAAAUCCCAUGGGCUGAUGGUGAUCCCAGAGCGCCAUCCCCUGGCAGUAUGGGGCAGUACAAGUCAGCUGCACCGCAGGACUACCAGGGUGGCAGUCGUUCUAUUGUAAGCGGAGCUCCACGUGCAACCAAACCAACGGCUGCAGCUGCACCUGGUGCUGAUGAGGAUCCUGAGGCCUGGCGUCAAAAGCGCAAGAAGCCUCAAGAAGUUUCUGAAGCUGUAGAACGAGCUAGGAAGCGAAGAGAAGAAGAAGAACGGCGGAUGGAAGAGCAACGGCUCGCUGCUUGUGCUGAAAAACUGAAACGUCUCAAUGAAAAACACCGCCAGGCAACCGAGGGCAAACCAGCCCUUUCUCAGACCACCGAUGAAGAAGCAGUAGAUGCAGAGGAAGAAGAGUCCUUAUCUGCUCCUGCUCCAGUAUCCAGUCCUGUACCCUCGAUUCCAGUUUCACAACCACCCGCUCCAAUCAUGCAAGCGCCUCCACCUGAAAAGGUGGAUCAGGAUGGGGAGAUGAUGGAGCGAGAACACGAGCGAGUGGAACCAGUUGUAGAGGAGGAGGUUCACCUGCCCCUUCAGCCCAGUCCCCCGAUUCAGAGACCUCUGGCCGUGGCUCCUGAGCCUCAGAGCGAGGGAGAGAGCUCCUCGGUUGAGGUUGGCACUCUGAUGGAUGAGAACCAGGUGGACAGAGCAGUGCCUAUUCGAGACUAUUUCAACUUGGAGGACAACAGAGAUCCUAAUGCGAUUGGUUUGUUGCCUGCAGUGGAUGAGCCCCACCUGUCUCCACCUCACAUGGACCUCCCCAGUAAUGAGGAAGUCUCUAUGGUACCACCACAACUCGAAGGAGAGGCAGCAGCUGCUCUGCGUCCCUCUCUGACCUCCGGCUAUUCCAAACAGUUUCAAAAGUCUUUGCCUCCUCGUUUCCUCAGACAGCAGGAGCAGAUGAAGCAGCAACAAUGGCAUCAACAGCAACACCAGAGUGGAGGCUCUGUGUCCCCAUCAGGUGGUGGGGGAGGUGGUGUCCCAGCUCCCCAACAACAACAACAACAACAACAACAGCAGCAACAGCAGCAACACCGCUCGAUGUAUCAACCCAUCGGCCCCCACCACCAACACCUGGCCUCCAUGGGCUUUGACCCCCGCUGGCUCAUGAUGCAGUCCUACAUGGACCCUCGCAUUGCAAUGUCAGGGCGUCCUCCCAUGGACAUGCCAACUAACAUUCACCCAGGGAGGAUGCCUCCUAAGCAGAUCGUUCGCAGAGAACCCGGGGACAACUCCAGCUCCAGCUCUGACUCCUUUGACCAUUUGACCCGACCAAUUCGUGACCAUGGCCUGCCGUCAGACUCACGGAUGGUAUGGGGAUCGGAACCGUACCCGCAAUCAGAGCCUUUACCCUCUGUAACUCCUCCAAAAGGACGAGAUGAUAACAAGGAGACGAGGAUGGACUCUGGUUUGGAUCUGGACAGGGGUCUAACAGCUAUGUUUCCCCAGGACCACACUGUAUUGGACUCUCACAAAAGUAACUUCUUCCAGGACCCUACAGAGUCCCUGUCAGCAUUUACCCAGGGACCAGAGGAUGUAUCGGGACCUCUAGACAGGGUUCCUGUGGGCUCAGCCUUUGAUUCGGAGGAAGCAGGCCUCCCCAGUGGGGAAGAGGUAGAAGCUCUCGGCCAGGCGAUGUUGCAGAGGAGCGUCUCCAACGGCUCCAGCCACUCCCUCAAGCUGGAUGAGCCCAGGUUUGAUGGGCUGUCCCUGGGAACAAAUUCUCUAGACAUUCAGGACUCAGCAGAACGGGCUGAUGAUAAGCCUCAGAAUGAACUCUACCCCCAGGCUGCGUUGACUAGCAACAGGUCCACACCUCCUGCUGAUGGAUUACACAAACAAGAGAAACUGCCUUUGCCAGCUUCGAACAAGCAGAAAGCUGAGCUGCGCUGGGGCGGGAGAUCAGGGGCCGGACGCAGAGAAGGACAAGGUGGAGAGAGACCUCUCCGCAGGUCUGGCCCAAUAAAGAAGCCUGUCCUUAGGGACAUGAAAGAAGAGCGAGAGCAAAGAGAAGAGAGAGAGAAGCGCCACGAGAGAGGGGAGAGAGGUGAGAGAGGAGACCGGUCCAAAAAGGAUCAGCCAUCCAAAGCUCCGUCUGCAGCUGCAGCUGUGUCUGAGGGCUCCAGAUCUCAGGCGGAGGGGAAGAGAGACGCUGCCGAGGCUGAGGAAAUGCAGACUGGCCAUCAAAGAGUCAGAGACUCUCAGCCUUCAUCGGGGGUUCCCACCUCUUCCUCUCAGGAGGAGAAAGCAGACAAACCGCCCAGCAAUGACCAACAGCCAGAACCCAAACUGCCCUCCAGGAAAGAGUCCAGUCUUCCUCCACGUUCAUACCGGCGAGAGGAGAGAGAGCGGGAACGUGAGAGGGAGAAGGAUAUAGACAGAGAUCGAGACAGAGACAGGGACAGAGAGUGGCCUGCUGACUCAAGUUUCAAAGCACGUGGUCGAGGGGAGUAUUACUCCAGAGGAAGGAGCUACCGGGGGACGUACAGUGGCCGAAACAGGGGGGGUCGUGGUCGAAGCCGGGCAGAGUACAAUUACAGAGAGCCCCGAUCACGCUCAGAUUUACCUUGUGUUGGAGGCGCUGCUGCGUUACGCAACAGGGAAGAAAGCGAAACACGCAGCGAGAGCUCGGACUUUGAGGUGAUACCAAAACGUAGACGGCGCCGUGGUUCAGACACAGAUUCUGAGAGUGAAGGUGGUAGAGAGUCUGCCAGUGAUACCGGACCCUCUGAUCGUGAGCCUAGUACCAAACCUAGCCGUCCAUUGAGGCGAGAGCUCCCUGGGGAGGCCCGGUCUGGGCCCCACAAGCCAGGUUUUGGACCUCCUCACAUGGGGGACAGGGUUGGUCCCAGAGGGGACGAUGAGAGCAGACCCAAGCCAGGAUUCCUUCCUAAGGGAGAGCCUUCACGACGAGGAAGAGGAGGACUUUACAGUAGACGCGGUGGAACAAGGGAACGUGGGGGUCCUCGCCCGGGCCCUCUUAGACGGCCAGGUGCUAGAGAGUCCUCCUCUCAGUGGCCCUCUAAACCCAUGGAGACAUUCAGGCCGGAGGACACAGAGUCCACACAAAGAUAUGACAAUCCUGCUGCGGACCGACGGCCCCCUAGGUCUGAUGGCAAGAAAUUUGUGGAAGGGGCUCCUCAGAGUAGUAGAGAAAGACCACGGCGUUCCAGACCAGCACGGCCCCCCAGGCAAGAUAAACCCCCCCGCUUUAGGCGCUUGAAGGAACGGGAGGCUGCAGUGUUAGCUAAUGGAGAAACGGCCCCAGGUCCCUCUGUCCCUCUACUUCCAGUGCCUGCUGCUGCUGUCCCCAGCUCUUUUCCUGCCCAAGUAUCCCACUCCCCAACCCUGUCCAGGGCCCCAGGGACCCCUGUAACUGUGCCUGCAGAUUUGGCCGCCACUAUGCCUGCACCUGACUUGUCCUCCUCUAUGGAAGCACCCUUGCCUGACACCAGCAGUCCCACCAUCACUGCAGUCGGUACCAAAUCCCCUGACCUGUCCAACCAGAACUCUUCAGAUCAAGCCAAUGAGGAAUGGGAAACCGCCUCUGAGAGCAGUGACUUCAACGAGAGGAGGGAGCGAGAAGAAAGGAAAGGAGCUCUUGAGGCUGCUCAUGAAGCAGCCACUGCCUCUGCCCCGGCACCUGCACCCCCUCAGGGCUCCAUGACCCCCAACAGAAGCCCCCCUGAUGGACGGGUGACUCCAAAACGUGAAGGGGCUCCCGCAGCCAAGAGGAGUUUCUCAAAUCAAAGGCCUACAGAGAGACAGAAUCGUAGAGGCAACAGUGGAGCCAAACCAGUGCGGAGCUAUGCAGGAGGCAAGGGGGAGAGAAGGGGAGGGGCAAAAGCCGGCCGCAAAGGCCCUGCAGCCCAGCAGAACCCAGAUGGGACAUCACAAGCACCCGGAGGAGCAUCACAGAGGCCUUCUAAAGACCCGUCUGGCCGUCGUAAAGAUGAUGCCAAACAGGCCGCCAAGAAGCCCAAAGAGAACGCUCUUUCUCAGUUUGAUCUUAACAAUUAUGCCAGUGUUGUGAUCAUCGAUGACCAUCCUGAGGUCACCACCACGGAGGACCCACAAUCGAACACCAACGAUGACGGCUUCACAGAGGUGGUCUCUCGCAAGCAACAGAAACGGCUGCAAGACGAAGAGAAACGGAAAAAGGAAGAACAGACUCCUCAGAACUGGAGUAAAAAGGGCUCUGGUGAGAAGGGCAGAGGAGGCGGAGGAAAGCUGCCACCAAGAUUUGCCAAAAAGCAGUCAUCCUCGCAACAUCAACAGCAGCAGCAACAACAUCAACAACAACAACAGCAGCAGCAGCAGCAGCAGCAGCAGCAGCAGGCCACACAGUCUCAGCCUCCUGUAGCCCCCGCACCACAGGCCCAACAGCAACCCCCCAUUUCUGCUCCCCAGCAUCCUCACCUCACCCCCUCCCAGCCCACUGCAUCCCCGCAGACUCUGGAAGGAGCAGUGGCUCCACUGCCCUCCAUCCCCCCUGCCACUGUGGACUUCACCUCAAAGAGCCUCCCCCCCGCACCUGCACCGACACACAGCACUCUGGGUACUGAGCUGUGGGAGAGCAAGGCAGCGGGCACCGCGGUCCUUCCUGAUGUCAAGAAGCUUGGUCCAAUCAGCCCUCCCCAGCCACCGUCUGUGAGUGCCUGGAACAAACCCCUUACCUCCUUUACUGGCACGGUUUCCUCUGAGGGUAUGAAGCCUGGAUCAGAGGGAGUGGAAAUGGCAAUAGACAGUAUUCAGUUUGGAGCGCCGUCAUCUGCAGGCAGCACCGACAGUGAUGGAGUUCCAACAUUGCUGGAAAAUGUCUCUGACAACAAACUACCCGCUCCCAAAGAACAGAGACAGAAACAACCUCGAGCUGGCCCAAUCAAAACACAGAAGCUUCCUGAAAUGGAACCGGUGGAAACCAAGGAGUACAAGCCAGGUCCCAUUGGUAAAGAGCGCUCAUUAAAGAACCGCAAGGCCAAAGACGCACGUGGAGGAGACGGCGAGGGGAUGGAGGCAGGAGUCCCUGGAGGAGGCGUCAGUAGAGCCACAGACUCCAGUCCUCCCUGCAGUGACAGCACAGUACCAGAGCUGGGAGGAGACAUCGAGGGCAUGAUCACAGUCCCCUCAGCAGAGUACAACAGUAACUCCAAGGAGUCUGUCACCGACUACACCACCCCCUCCUCCUCACUGGCUGACAGUGUUCCUACAGGAGUGAACAAAAUGGAAGAGAGUUUGGUGGCAAAUGUGGCACUACCCCACUCACUGCCCCUUCCUCGGAGAGAGACCCUGCAGCAGAACUCCAGCCUCAGCAAUGUCUCUCCUGCUACUGUGGACCUAACACUAAAGAUGGAAUCGGCUCGUAAGGCAUGGGAGAAUUCCCCGAGUCUGGAGAAGAACUCCCCAGCUACGUCCUCUUCCUCCCCCAUCACUUCCUGUGCAUCCUCUUACUCUACCUUCUCUUCAGCCUCCAUGCCCCAGAUCCCUGUGGCUUCUGUCACCCCCAGCACCUCACUGACAGGUUCUGGUACCUAUACAACGUCAUCCCUCAGCACCAAGACCACCACAGCUUCUGACCCCCCUAACAUCUGUAAGGUGAAGCCCCAGCAGCUGCAGAGUGGCAGUCUGUCCUCCAGCAGCAGCAGUAGCAGCAGCAGCUUCUCUCAGCUGGGCUGUGUGCCUACACUCCUGCCCCAGCAGCAGCAGACCCCCCAGGUGUACGUCUCUCAGUCUGCAGCAGGUUCUGCAGCUCAGAUUCCAGCCUUCUACAUGGACACUAGCCACCUAUUCAGUACCCCCCACCCUCGCUUGGCACCUCCCUCCCUGGCGCAGCAGCAAGGUUUCCAGCCCGGCCUCUCGCAGCCGACAGCAGUGCAGCAGAUUCCAAUCCCCAUCUACGCUCCUCUGCAGGGUCAGCCGCAGCACCAGCACCAGCACCAUAACCAGCACCAUAACCAGCACCAUAAUCAACAUCAUAACCAACACCAACAUCAACACCAACACCAACACCAUAACCAACAUCAACACCAACAUCAGCACCAACACCAACACACGCAUCAGGCUCAGCUGGGACUCAGUGCCGGCCCUCCAGUUUCCCAACCGCAGGACCUGUUCAGCUCCUCACUGCAGCCUUACAGGUCUCAGCAGGCGUUCAUGCAGAGCAGCCUGUCGCAGCCCUCCAUGAUGCUGUCAGGUCCGUCCCUGCACAGCUAUCCCGGCGUGCAGGCGCCUGAGCUGGGCAAGCCUCAGUCUAAUAUGGCCUAUCAGCAGGCCUCAUCCACCCAGCACAUUCCCAUCCUAUUUGAGCCGCAGCUGAACCAGCCCUCUGGCAUGGGUGGCUCCCAGCUCAUCGACACACACCUGCUGCAGACUUAUCUGUCUUUGGUUCAGGCUCGACAGGGGUUGAGUCAGCAUUCAAACAUGUACUCGGGGCAAGUCCAACAGCAUGGCCAGAGCAGUUACUAUAGCAACGCUCAGUCGCCCAGUUCUGCAAUGCAACAGGUGACGGUCCCUCUGUCCAGCUCCCAGCUGUCGUUGUCAAACUUUGGCUCAGGUGGAGGCCAGCCCCUCCUGGCGCUGCCUCCCACUCCUCCCCAGGCACAGCCUCCCAAUAUCAACAGACAGCCCCCCAUCUCCCAGCCAUACCGAGGCCUCAUGGGCCCCAGCCACAGCAUGAUGCAGCCCCCCACCAGCAAGAUGGACAUGGAUCUGAAACUCUUUGGCAGUGGGAUGGAUAUGAAGCCUGGAACACCUCCUAUUGGCGCCAGGAGCACUACACCCACCUCCAGCCAUUACAGGGCCAGCUCCACAUCUCCCAGCAGCCAGUCCAGUAAGAUCAACAGCAUGCUAUACCAGAAGCAGUUUCAGGCGAGCUCUGCCGGCAUGAGAAUGGCACAGCACUUCCCUGGCCAGUUCAACCCACAGAUUUUGUCUCAGCCCAACCUCGUCUCUCCUCUGGUUCGACCUCCCCACGUGAACUCGUUUGCUGGAGGUGUCCAGCGCUCUCCCAUGGGCCCUCCAAUGUCAACCAAUGUGGGUGGGGGUCUCAUGCCCCAUCCCCGACCCCAGCACCCGCAGCAUCCACAGCACCCACAGCAUCCGCAGCAUCCACAGCACCCACAGCACGGCCAGCACCCUCCCCGAGGACCUCCUCCCUCUCUUGCUCCGAGAGGCACACAGGCGGCUAUGAAGGCUGAACAGGAUCUAAAGGCGAAGCAGCGUGCUGAGGUGCUCCAGUCCACUCAUAAGUUCUUCUCUGAGCAGCAGCAACUCAAACCCCCGCAACUCAGCAAAGUGUCUCGGAUUGAUCAGGGGGGGAAACCCCUGCUCGACACCCCUGCCCCGAACCACCAGGCAGUAGUCGACCGCCCUGAAUCUGACAAACCCCCCAUCUCCACGGCCAAGCCCAUACGGACUGGCCCCAUAAAACCGCAGGCCAUCAAACCAGAGGAUGGCAAGUAAAGAGCUGCAGAACCUCUUCAGAUGACAAUAUGAAUGGAUGGAAGAGAGAAUCUAGCCCCAUUCACUCAGUCACCACCUCAUAUCAGCCCCGGGGGACAGUGUGGGGAGGAGGAAGAGUUGAUGGUAGUGGUUACUGAGAGGAGGCACUGUCCUGUGAAUACAUAAUCCUCUUCUUUCUUCUCCUAUCCUGUCCCACUGUAGGUGGCGGCAUUUGAGUUGGAUUCUUCCAUCGUAUUUAGAUGACGAUAAAAUGGCUGCACAAGUGGUUCCAUAGAGAUCUACUGAGACGGUAGAUCAGGGGAGAGUUGUAACGAGAAAAGUGAAAUGAAAUUUGCUGCUGAGUUUGCCAUUUUUUUUAUUUUAUUUUUAUUUUAUAGCUCUUGAUUUUUUUUGUUUCCCCGAUCAAACAUAUUAUAGGAGAAACCUGUUUUGUUAAAGAAAGAAGAACGUUUUGUUUUUGUAGUCGAAACAAUCUGAGGAGAUUUUAGCGAUGCACACUUUGUUGCCCAAUAUCCCAUCAUAACUAAUCAAGUGAUCUGUGCACGUGUAAAUGCCCCUCAUUAUCACACGCACACACUCACUAACGGUUUCAUCCACGGUUACCGCUAAGAGGAUUUCUCGUCUUUUUGUUUUACCAGAGUUAAAAUGUGAAAAUUACAGCAGUUGAUGGAAAUUAAUGAUUGAUUUAUUGAUAAGUCUGCCUGUGAGCCUGCGCUCCUGCCUUCUGCUCUCAUCUCCUUGCCUGAGAAUUACUGAUGUGUGUCAGGUGUGUGUUUGUGGCAUAAACGGGUAAUGCUCGUAGCUGGACUCUCCUGUUUAUUUAGCCAAAGGUUAAAGAGAGAGAUGAUGUCACAGCCUUUUGGGGAUUGCUGUUGCCGUGGCAGCAGAGUUUUUGUUUGAACUCACAGGAUUACAUGGCUAAUGUAUGAUCACUACAUACAGCUGUUCCAGAUUAGGAGCUACUGUCACACACCCUUUCACUGCUUCCUCCCUAUCUUUGCUGUCACACAAACACACACCUAUACACACUUCCCUGUAAAACACGCAGGCCUGCUGCUAUUGACGGAUUUCAGUGCCCUUAGCUAGAGAAUAGCAGGAUAGGGCUUUUUAGAAGAAAAAAAAGAAAAGAUGAGGAGUUGAAACAGUAGAAAACUUAAAGAGUGUGUAUGUCAACCUUCACAAAGAGGGGGACGUUAACAGGACAGAAAAGGAGGGGGAAAAAAAUAUUAAAAAGCCUCAAGUCCAGAAGUGUUUGGGCAGAAGGACACGUAUUGUUUUGUUGUCUUUACUGAUGAGAGCAAUCAGUGCUGUUUUCUGUCUCUGCCUCACCUCCGCUGGCUGUCCACCCACAAUGCUUUCAUCUCGGGGUUGUGGUGACAAGGGUCCUUCAGAAAUGUACAGUAGUAUGCACCCUGAGGUGGGGAGGGCGUCUGCCUCGCCUCUACCCUAGCUGGGGGAAGAGUCCCUCUUUGGAGGAUGAAUGAGGGAGGGAGGGUAAUGAUAUUUUUUCCUCUUUGUUUUUUUUUUUGUACAGGGGUUUCAUCGCUGUAUUAAAAUAUGUACGGUCUUAUUUACAUUCUCUUGGUUUGGUUACAGAAACUAAUAAAAAUAAUAUACUGUUGA